This is a messenger RNA of Brassica napus (rape), 1013 nucleotides long. Its product is annotated as RNA-binding protein 48. Gene Ontology annotation, cellular component: nucleoplasm. Gene Ontology annotation, molecular function: nucleic acid binding. Bases 217 to 867 code for a protein of 216 amino acids. The record is from RefSeq and is a predicted model, not a curated record. NCBI's taxonomy places the organism in Eukaryota, Viridiplantae, Streptophyta, Magnoliopsida, Brassicales, Brassicaceae. The transcript has 7 exons.
UUUUUGAAUCGGGUUGGAGUGCAGCUUAGGAUAUUGGCGAAAGUGCCCACCCCUAUUAGGCAGCGUUCAUCUUUCUCGAUUUUGACUGCUUCGUAUUCUCGCCGGUGAAACUCUCAUUGUUUGCUUUGUUCGAGAUAUACGGAAUAGACUUGUUUUUUUGGGCGUCUGUUGUUCGGGUUCUGAUCAAAAAUUCUCUUCGGAAUAGCAGAAGAAAAGAUGGGUCGAACCAAAGAGAUUCCACCGGCUGUUAGGGUUUAUACAGUCUGCGAUGAGUCAAGAUACUUGGUAGUACGAAAGGUACCGGCUUUAGGCUGUGGUGACGAUCUGAUGAGAUUGUUCGCUACUUACGGAGAGGUUGAAGAAUGUAAACCAAUGGAUGCAGAAGACUGUGAGGAGUUUACUGAUGUCUAUUGGAUCAAGUUCCGUCUCAUCUCUAAUGCUAGAUUUGCAAAGAGGAAGUUGGAUGACUCAGUUUUCUUGGGGAAUCGGCUCCAGAUUUCGUAUGCUCCUGAGUUCGAGACCCUCAGUGACACCAAGGAUAAGUUGGAAACUAGGAGGAAAGAAGUGCUUUCAAGGACAAACCCCCAGAAAGGCAAGGGCAGCGUCUCACAAGUCACAAAACCGGCUUUGACUCAAAGCGAGACGGAUUACCAAUUCCAUAGAAGAAACGCUCCUAUUACUCGAGUUUCAUCUGACCAGGAGUAUUUUGGGUCAUCUUCAAUGAAUCAAACUGUUAAAACUGUGAGGGAGAAACUCAACAAGAUUGAAGAAAGUGGUAAGCAGAAGAGGCCAGAAGCAAGCAGUCAGAAUCUUCAAACAGAACCUGACUUGAAGAGAACCAGAGUCGAUAACCGAAGAAGAAUCUAAAACUGAUCUUGGGAAUGCUAUUUUAGCUAAUCCUGUUUACCUUUAUCUUAAGGGCAAAUCUCCAAAAUAGCACUUUUCUAAGUUUAUGUCACAAAAAUAGCCUUCAAAAAUUAAAAUGACCAAAAUAGCAUUUUUUAUUUUGAAAA